Messenger RNA from Phoenix dactylifera (date palm), 1938 nucleotides. Its product is annotated as glycerol-3-phosphate acyltransferase 5-like. Gene Ontology annotation, molecular function: glycerol-3-phosphate 2-O-acyltransferase activity; phosphatase activity. Gene Ontology annotation, cellular component: membrane. Gene Ontology annotation, biological process: cutin biosynthetic process. Lineage: Eukaryota; Viridiplantae; Streptophyta; Magnoliopsida; Arecales; Arecaceae. The record is from RefSeq and is a predicted model, not a curated record.
UCCAUUACCAUAUCUCACCCCCAUCAGCCUAAGAACGAUAUAGACUCAGAAGCUAGCUCGAGAAGUAGUAGUAAAAGGAAUAGGAGGAGGGAGAUGGAGGGUCGAUACUCCGGCCGGCCGAUAACCGGCUCCAUCGUGUCGGAGCUUGAAGGCGGGCUGCUCAAGGACACCGACCCCUUCCCCUACUUCAUGCUCAUCGCCUUCGAGGCAUCCGGGCUGGUCCGCUUCACCAUUCUGCUUCUCCUAUGGCCGGCCAUUCGCUUGCUCGGGUUGCUCGGCAUGGGCGAGCUGGGGUUGAAGCUCAUGACGUUCGUGGCGGUCGCAGGGGUCCGGAUGUCGGAGAUAGAGGCCGUGUCGCGUGCGGUGCUGCCCAAGUUUUACAUGGAGGACGUCGAUAUGGCGGCGUGGGGCAUGUUUAGCUCGUACGAGCGGCGGGUGGUGGUGACGAGGUGCCCGAGGAUUAUGGUCGAGAGGUUCGCGAAGGAGCACCUGCGUGCGGACGAGGUGGUCGGGGGUGAGCUCGAGGUUAAUCGGUUUGGGUAUGCCACUGGUGUUCUGAAGAGAGUGAAGUACGAGUCGGUCGCGCGAGAGUUGUUUAAUGGCAAUAUGCCGGAUGUCGGUUUGGGUAGGUCGACAUCGGCUCAGUCCUUCUUAUCUUUCUGCAAGGAACAGCACCAUCCACCAUUUGCCGCCGAUCUCAAGCACAACAACCUGUUAGUCCGCCCGCUGCCGGUCAUAUUCCAUGAUGGCAGGCUCGUUCGCCGCCCGACGCCGUUUAUGGCGCUGCUCAUCAUCCUAUGGAUACCAUUUGGCAUCAUAGUCGCCUUUGUACGCAUCGCGGUCGGUCUAGUCCUCCCAAUGCAAUUCAUCCCUUACAUCGUCGGCAUCUUCGGCGGCGAAGUCAUCGUGCGAGGUCGCCCUCCGCCGCCAGCAUGCAGCUCGACGAGUGGCAUCCUUUUCGUGUGCACCCACCGUACUCUGAUGGACCCGGUGGUCCUCUCCAUUGUCCUCGGUCGCAAGGUCCCGGUCGUCACCUACUCCAUCUCCCGGCUAUCGGAGAUCCUGUCUCCAAUCCCCACCGUCCGGCUCAGUCGAGACCGUCAAGUGGAUGCCCAGCGCAUAAAGACCGAGCUAGCGAAAGGCGACCUUGUGGUGUGCCCGGAGGGCACGACAUGCCGAGAGCCCUUCUUGCUAAGAUUCAGCGCCCUAUUCGCGGAGCUGACCGACCGGAUCGUGCCGGUGGCCAUGAACUACCGUGUUGGAUUCUUCCAUGCAACCACUGCUAGGGGCUGCAAGGCCAUGGACCCGAUAUUCUUCUUCAUGAACCCCAGGCCGGUGUAUGAGGUGACGUUUCUGAACCAGUUGCCGGUGGAGGCAACAUGCUCGGCCGGGAAGAGCCCGCAUGACGUCGCCAACUAUGUGCAGAGAAUCUUGGCGGCCGCGCUCGGGUUCGAGUGCACCAACUUUACAAGGAAGGACAAAUACCGAGUGCUCGCCGGCAACGAUGGGACCGUGAUCAGUUUUAAGUCGACGACGCCGUGGAUGGGGAGGGUAAGGGAGGUGCUGAGGUUUCUGCUGCACUAGUGUUGAUGAUGGGGGGGUUUGGGCAAGGCUCCAUGGCAUGUCGUGUGCUUCAACUUUCAGUAGAUGUAACAGUGGGUUCUUAUUUUUAGGAUUCUUUCAUGUCUUAAUAACUGGGUCCAGGAGCUUUGGGCCAGCUUAUUGCUCUUUUAUUUUUGUGGAGUCGUGCUAAACUUAGGCUGAUGCACCUAAGUGUUUAAAGUGCUGCAGGUGCGAAGGUUUGGCUCUUGGCCAACAUGAAUGCGUAAUGUCUCAAAUUAUUAUGCCGCUUCGGUUUAGGAAGUUAUCAAGUAUGUUGUUCGGCAUUCCGAAUAUUUUUUUUUGGACGUAUGUAUCAGGCAUUCACCCCUCUUUGUA